Molecule: messenger RNA, 1002 nt
Organism: Diplodia corticola
Lineage: Eukaryota; Fungi; Ascomycota; Dothideomycetes; Botryosphaeriales; Botryosphaeriaceae
Exons: 1
Coding region: 1-1002 (333 amino acids)
Source: RefSeq, a predicted model, not a curated record
AUGGCUGACUUCAUCUCUCGGUCGCUCACCACUCGCCGGGCGAAGAAGCCCGAGAAGGUUUCGACUGGUCCUGCCCGCGCAUUCAGCAUGAAGAAGGCCUCCAACCCCGCCAUCAACCGCGUCCAGAUCUCUGGGCCGCUGAAUCUCAUUUCUACUACGAACAUGCUGUCCUACAACGCUCCUGAUAUUGCUGGAACUCGCCAGGUCUCGUCCGAAUCUCAUUCUACUUCGCACUCCGAGGAAUCGGACCGCAGCUCUACGUCGAGUGGCUCUCGCGGUGUCUCUACGGACGCAUCCUCCCUGGAAUCCCUUCCCACGUCGCCCGAGACCAACCACUUGACUGGAUUCUUCGAUUCCGCUCAGAAGGCUGCCCCCGAGAGGUCCCGCACGCCUCGAUCUGCUUCCAACUCGGUUUCGCACUCGAAAUCGUCGUCUCGCCCGAGUGUCGACCAGUCUUACAGGUCUCUAGAAUCGAAGCGCUCCUUGGAUUCGAAGAGAUCUUUCGACGCCGGUCCCGCGAAGCGCACCCUGGAGACCAAGAGGUCAAUCGACAGCAUUCGAGCAGCUCAGGAAGCCAGCCGGAGGGCUCAAGAAUCAAUCCCCGAUAUCCCGCAGCGGGCGCGCUCGCACAGCAAGGAGGCGCACGAGGUUCUGGCGCGCAAGAGAUCGAUUCGCGGUAUGGGUCCUCCCAGCAGCCUCCACGGCCGCAGCUCUUCACUUCAGGAGCAGCGUGCGUCCGUGGACAUGUUCAGCAGCACAGCUGGCACCGAGUCGAACCACCCCUUUGGGCGCGAGCUGGAGCAACUGAACGAAGUCGCCGAAGAGCUUGGAGGCGUGAUCCGCGAUGUCGAGAUGGACGAAGACGCAAGGUACAUGGUAGAGCGCGGGCUGCAGAAAUUCUGCGCUUCCGACUACCUCGCGGAAAUCGCGCCGUUCAUGACGGCAACAUACGCCAGGCGACCGAUGGCACCGACUCCGACGCUCAGCACCACCUGGAUUUAG